Messenger RNA from Arctia plantaginis, 2010 nucleotides. The record is from the annotation of a GenBank genome assembly. Lineage: Eukaryota; Metazoa; Arthropoda; Insecta; Lepidoptera; Erebidae.
AUGUUAUGCGGUUUUAAAAACUAUAAAACUGUUUAUCAAAUACUGAAAUCGGAUCGAAUUAAUGCAUUGCGGAAGCAAUAUGACUCCUUUCUUGCAGAAGACAAGAAACGAAAGGAACGUAAUGAAUAUAUUUUGGGAAAGCUCGACAGCAUGGUAUAUGCUAAUGCUUUAGUUCCAGCGCGAACGAAGGCUAGCUCUAUCGCAAGCAGGCCUUUAACGAUGUAUCACAUACCAUACCAAGCACAAGUUCCUGCUGCUCAUACAGUUCAAUCUACAGACGUAAAACAUCAAUUAAGACAAGAUAUUCCAAUACAAAACAUUGAUGACACGUAUUUAAUUCAGGAAGUCAGUAAAAAGUAUAUACUUAUUCCAAAACUGACAACACCGUUCUUAAAUAGUUACUUACAGCACGCACAACCUAUUUGCAAUGAUACUAUUAUUGAAGAUGGGCAACAAACCAUAAAUAUUUCAAAAACAAGUACCGCCCAACAACCCUACUCAAACGGUAACUCUGAUUGGAAAAGUAAAUAUGAAAUUUUAAAUAUACUGAAAAAUGAAGAGAAAGAAAAUAAAUCCCUAAAGUUUGUCCCUGAAAAGCCACUGGAAACUCUUUUAAACAGUACUAGCGAAAAAGUUUUAUCUGGUGGUGACAAUAUCGUGCCUCAGGAUAUAGAUUGUAGUACAAAUGCCAAGGAGGAGUUACCUGAAAAAGAUAAUCCAGACGAAAUUUUCAAUUAUGAAGUUAGAAAUGAUCAAGACAUCUCUAAUGGUCUAACCAUUAAACUAGACCCAAUGGUACAUGUUAAUACGGACAAUUUUGUUGACACAGUCGCUAAUAUUGGUAAUAAAUUACAAAAAACCAUACUGGAUGAUAGUAAGCAUAUUGAACCCAAUGUUAUUAAUCAAUCAGCCGAAGAAACUAUUUAUGUAGAAAAUAAAGAUGACUAUAAUUACAUCGAACCUACCGACCACACAUUAGUAAGUGAGCAAAUGCAUUAUGUAGAACAUCUAUCAGCAGCUGACCCAAAUUUAGACCAAGUAGAAUAUAAUUAUACAGAAACUGGCCUACCAAUACCAUCAGGUGACCUAACACAGUAUACAGAAACUUUAGAACCAGUUCAUAAUACAAAUAUAAAGCUUGAAGAAAAUCUUGGUGAACCAAAUUUCGAAACUUUGGAACAACAAAAUAGAUCAGGAAAUAUAAAAACAGAAGUAUACCCUGAAGAACAGAACGCUGAAUCUUCAGAAGUAAUCAGUGCUAAUAAUUUAAUGAAAGAAAUGUAUAAUAAUCCAUGUAAAACAGAUAAUAGAGAUAAGGAUUUUGUUGAUUACGAACCUGUUCUUGAUAACUUUACUUCUAAUAAAGAUAUUAAACUGAAAAGUUCUCACGAUUCAGCCCGUGAACAAACGGGGACUGCCAAUCCAGCCGAUACAACAGUUGAGCAGCAGACUCCUUCAGGAACGGUACCCGAACUAGAUGACCAAGAAGCAAUCGAUGUAGUGGGUAUCCAAGAUUUUAAUGCUGAACAGAGAGAAAUGUUUUACUCUGAUCAUCCAGUAGAAGGCUAUGAAUAUCAGCAAGGUGAUGCCAAUACAAAUUACCAAGAAUAUAAUAAACUGGAAACAUACCAAGAAAACGAAGAUUAUCCCCAAAAUGAGAACUAUCCACAUAACACGAAUUAUUAUAACGGGCCCGUACAGCAGGACGUGUAUCCUGUCGACGUUGACGAAGAUGAAGAACAUUUAAAGUUAAGGUAUGAUCAAAGUUAUCAACAACAAUAUUUAGAUCCAUAUGAGAAGGCGUACAAUAAAAAUCAGCCAGAAUAUCAGGAAUUUGAGACUGACUAUCAUCCCGUACCUACAGAUCACAUUGAAGCAAUAUAUGAUCAGAAAUUUUGUGAAAAUCCAGAACAAAUUGAAGCCGCUAUUAAUAAAGAGGAAGGGAUUAAUGAACCGACACAUGGAGCGGUAUCCCAAGCAGAGGAAAACAAAACACCUGAUACAAAAUAA